AUGGCCAGCCCCUACAACCCCUUCACCCCCAUCACCAGGAUGAUUCCGCGCCUGUCGCGUCGCUGCACGCAAUGCGGAGGCUUACGGGAAAAUGGCUCGCAUGGGCGGCAGCGGUGGAUGAGCAGUACACGACAAAAUGGGCCUUCCAAGAGGCCCAAGACUGCCAUCUUCUUCCCUGGCCAGGGCGUACAACGUGUCGCCAUGUGCACCCCAUGGCUCGAAGCCUUCCCCAACACGGCGAAGCCCAUGCUCGACGAAAUCGACGAAGCCCUCCAAGUCCCCUUGACCCGCGUCAUCGAAUUCGGCACCAAUGCCCAACUCACGCAGACGGAGAACGCCCAGCCAGCCAUCAUGGCCACCUCGAUUCUCAUCCUGCGCAUCAUGGAACGCGAGUUUGGCUUCCGCACCGCAGACCGUAUAGACAUUACCCUCGGCCACUCGCUGGGGGAAUUCGCCGCCCUAGUCGCUGGCGGCUACCUCUCCUUCACCGAAGCCCUGAAAAUGGUGCGCCGGCGUGCAGAGGUCAUGUCCCGCUGCUCGGCCGACGCGGUAGCCAGUGAAGGCGGGGAAUUUGGCAUGGUAGCCCUCGUCUGCGAGUCGGAAGCACACAUGCAGUCACUCGUCACGGGCAUCCGCGACUUUCUCGAAGUCGCCGGCCCAGGCUCCAAGCUCGAUUCGCACGACCACUUGCCGGCGGUCCAACAAGUCGCCAUUGCGAACCUGAAUAGCAAAAAUCAGAUUGUGCUGAGUGGCAGUAUUGCGCGCAUCAACACGCUCUUGACCAACCUGAGGCAGUUUGGUGGACACGACCCCAGGCAUGUGCGAUUGAAGAGCGAUUCCCCGUUUCACAGCCCGCUCAUGAAGCCCGCCGAACAGAUGAUGAAGAAGAUUCUGCACACCCCGCUCCCAGAUGGAUCCGACAUCAUCACCUGGCCCGGCCUCAUGCCCUGCAUCUCCAAUGUCUCGGGCAAGCCUUUCGAGAACAAGGAGCAAUUAAAGGACCUGCUCGCCCGCAGCUGCGUCGAAACCGUCCAGUGGUGGAAAAGUGUAAAGUACCUGCACGAGCAGGAAAAGGUGCGCAGAUAUGUGGGCAUUGGGCCGGGCAAGGUGGGCCGGAAUCUGGUGGGCAAGGAGGUGGGCAUGAAGGGGUCCGUCAAAGGUGGCGGGGUCUGGGCUAUCACGAGUCCAAAGGAAAUGGAAGAGGUGGUCAGGGCUUUGGAUGAUACUGAGAAUGGGGAAGACGAGUAG
This is a messenger RNA of Plenodomus lingam JN3, 1248 nucleotides long. RefSeq lists its product as uncharacterized. Gene Ontology annotation, molecular function: [acyl-carrier-protein] S-malonyltransferase activity. The record is from RefSeq and is a predicted model, not a curated record. Gene Ontology annotation, biological process: fatty acid biosynthetic process. NCBI's taxonomy places the organism in Eukaryota, Fungi, Ascomycota, Dothideomycetes, Pleosporales, Leptosphaeriaceae. Gene Ontology annotation, cellular component: mitochondrion.